Lizanozyma spartinae is the source of this 345-nucleotide messenger RNA. RefSeq lists its product as uncharacterized. Gene Ontology annotation, cellular component: membrane. The record is from RefSeq and is a predicted model, not a curated record. Gene Ontology annotation, molecular function: electron transfer activity. Lineage: Eukaryota; Fungi; Ascomycota; Pichiomycetes; Serinales; Debaryomycetaceae. The transcript is spliced from 3 exons. The coding region runs from base 1 to 345 and encodes 114 amino acids. Gene Ontology annotation, biological process: mitochondrial electron transport, ubiquinol to cytochrome c.
AUGAGAUGUAGUGAUCUAUUACCUUUCUAUGCUAUAUUAAGAUCUAUACCUGAUAAAUUAGGAGGAGUUAUUGCUAUGUUUGCAGCUUUAUUAAUAUUAUUAGUAUUACCAGUUACUGAUAGAUCAGUAGUUAGAGGUAAUACUUUUAAAAUAUUAUCUAAAUUUGCAUUCUAUUUAUUUGUAUUUAACUUCUUCUUAUUAAUGAAUUUAGGUCAAUUACAUGUAGAAGUACCAUUUAUUGAAUUAGGUCAAUAUGCUACUGUUUUCUACUUUAGUUAUUACUUAAUCUUAGUUCCUGUUAUCUCUACUAUAGAAAAUAUUUUAUUCUAUAUCGGUAAUAAAUAA